Ruditapes philippinarum (Manila clam) is the source of this 2018-nucleotide messenger RNA. Its product is annotated as homeobox protein Hox-D5-like. Gene Ontology annotation, biological process: regulation of transcription by RNA polymerase II; anterior/posterior pattern specification. The transcript has 2 exons. Gene Ontology annotation, molecular function: RNA polymerase II cis-regulatory region sequence-specific DNA binding; DNA-binding transcription factor activity, RNA polymerase II-specific. The record is from RefSeq and is a predicted model, not a curated record. Bases 577 to 1299 code for a protein of 240 amino acids. Gene Ontology annotation, cellular component: nucleus. Lineage: Eukaryota; Metazoa; Mollusca; Bivalvia; Venerida; Veneridae.
UUUUAUGCCAUUUUUGAUUUAUUUACAAUAACAUUGAGUUAACAUUGUUAUAUAUAUAACAUGAACAAACCAGAUAUGCAAUUUUUACACAAGGACAGCAAUUAAAGUUCAUACAUAUACCUAAAGAUGAUUUUGUCUUUAUUUGAGAAAAUAAUGCAAAGUGUUUGUGCAAGGGGAACAGUUUCAAGUUCAGAGUUUGCCUCCCUUGUCAUUUUUGUAAAAUAUAGAACGACACAAAAUCAGAAAAAUAUCGGAAUUUUAUAAAUGGGAAGCAAGUAUUUAAUCAUUAAGGCAUUUUGUGAGGUCUUAAACCGACCUUUUCGUCAUUUUGUCCGCAUUUUAGUAUGGCUACUUACAAUUGGAAAUAGUUUUCAUUCAUAUGUUAAAUUGUGAAAUCGUGUUUAAACUGACACUCGCGUAAAUUUUCUGUUUCUUUUCAGGCAAACUGAAGAGGUGCUUGAUUUUGAAGGAUUUACGACUCUAUUAAAGGCAGCCGCAAGACUUUUGAUCUUUUCAAUAUACCAGAAGCCCCAUUCACAACGUUCGAGAGUGUUUGAAUUAGUUUUGUCCGCCAUUAUGAACAUCAAUCCGCCGAACUGUAUACAUCCCGUUCCGGUGAAUGCGCCCGCUUCAAGCGUUCAAAUGAACAGCCAUGCUGAUAAAGUUAGGCAUUUACCAAUGGCGGAUCGCAGUCGCCAUAAAAUGGAAGAACAGUGUCAAACUUUUUCUCAGCCGAAAAUAGACGUACGAAAUUUGUCCACGAGUAAUUAUACUGUUCAGUCAGACAACUUCCUUAUAUUAAUGCCAGAAACAUUUUACCCAGAGAGGGAGCGUUAUCGGAAACAACUUGGAAAUAACUUCCAAGAAAAUAUAUUUGCACCCGAACGAUUUUUGGAUAUUCUAAAGGUGAAUCAAAUACCUCCGGAAAAUCAUUAUUCCAUCAACGGCGAAAGGAGGUCGCCAAAAAUUAACUUUACGGGUACAGGUGGUGAGCAGGGCGAACCCGUUUCGGGUUUCGAAGCAGACGUUUCUGAAGACGAGGAAAGCGAAAGUUCGGAAUCCAUUCCAUUUUAUCCUUGGAUGAAAUCCUAUUAUAGUGAGGCGAGCCGCCGCCGUGGGAGACAAACUUAUAGUCGGUUUCAAACCCUAGAACUGGAAAAGGAAUUCCAUUACAAUAGGUACUUGACCAGGCGUCGUCGGGUGGAAAUUGCGCACGCUCUUUGUCUUACAGAGCGGCAAAUUAAGAUAUGGUUCCAAAAUCGGCGCAUGAAAUGGAAGAAAAUUUCUAAAAAUGAAUGAUGUGAAAAAUAUUAAGAUAGACUUUCGUAAUUUGAACGUUUGCUGGGUGUCUCAAUUUUUUACAGAUAAUUUUUUAUAUUUUAAUUAAUAUAAUACCUAUUAAGAUAGACUUUCGUAAUUUGAACGUUUGCUGGAUGUCUCAAUUUUUUACAGAUAUUUAUUUAUAACAUUUAUUGUUGUAUUAAUGGUUAGGUGCAAUAAAUUUGAUAUACAUUUAUUCUUAAGCAUUAAAACAUAAUAAUAUUUUAUUCUAUUCUGCCAUUUGUUAGAGUUUAAAAAUGUUAUAGAUUAUUUACACUUUUAUCCAAAUAAUAAUAAUAAUAAUAAUAAUAAUAAUUUUACAGUCAAACGGUGCACAGUAGAAUAUCACAACUUAAAUAAAACGUAUUAUAAAAACUAGUCAAAAGUUAACAAGAUAAAAAGAAAUGUUAAUAUUCUUAAUAACGUAAAUGAUUUAUAUCAUGCAUGCACGAAACAACAACUGACGAGCAACAAAAAUAUCAUCUUACAAUUAAACAAGGCUUGUUGCAUAAUUUUAGAUAAUUAAUAAAAAUUACAGAACACCAAAAAUCCAAGUUUGACGAAAGCAAACUUUUGUUUUUAUUAGCAAUUUUUAUUACGUGCAAAUUUAACGCGUAACCGCCUAUGUUAAGAAUAUAUACAGGUUUAAACCGGAAUAUAAGCAAGAAAGUUCAUUAUUUUUAUUCUUUCAUUAGCAU